UAUCCUUGACGUGUUGGCGGCGCCAUCGCCCCGCGCAGCGUCGCGCCGACCCGCCCCGCUGCCGUCACGCCACCCGCUCGGCCGGCGCUGCGUCAGCCAGCCAAGAUGGAGACCGCCGAGGAAGAUAUAUGCAGAGUCUGUCGGUCUGAAGGAACUCCUGAGAAACCCCUGUAUCAUCCAUGUGUGUGUACUGGCAGUAUUAAAUUUAUUCAUCAGGAAUGCUUAGUUCAGUGGCUUAAACACAGCAGAAAAGAAUACUGUGAAUUAUGUAAGCACAGAUUUGCUUUCACACCAAUUUAUUCCCCAGAUAUGCCUUCACGGCUUCCAAUCCAAGACAUCUUUGCUGGACUGGUGACGAGUAUCGGCACAGCCAUACGGUACUGGUUUCAUUAUACACUUGUGGCCUUCGCGUGGUUGGGAGUAGUACCUCUUACUGCAUGUCGUAUCUACAAGUGCUUGUUUACUGGCUCUGUGAGCUCACUACUGACACUGCCAUUAGAUAUUCUAUCAACGGAGAACUUGUUGGCAGACUGUUUGCAGGGUUGUUUUGUGGUGACAUGCACUCUGUGUGCAUUUAUCAGCCUUGUUUGGUUACGUGAGCAGAUCGUCCACGGAGGAGCACCGCAGUGGUUGGAACAAAAUCAGCAGCAACCACUCAAUGGUGUUGGUCAACAAAAUGAGGCUCAGGCUGUUGCAAAUGGAGCUGUUGAAAACGCUGUGCUUGAUCAGCCUGCUAACCCAGCUGCUGACGAUGCAGUUGUAGGUGAGAACCCUGAAAUACAAGAAGAGCAGGUAGAUGAAGAGGAGGAGGAUAACGAAGAUGAAGAAGAUGCUGUAGUAGAAGAUGCAGCAGAUGCAAACAAUGGAGCACAAGAUGACAUGAACUGGAAUGCUUUGGAAUGGGAUCGAGCAGCAGAAGAGCUUACUUGGGAGCGAAUGCUUGGGCUUGAUGGAUCUCUGGUUUUUUUAGAACAUGUCUUCUGGGUGGUAUCUUUAAAUACAUUGUUCAUACUUGUGUUUGCAUUUUGUCCAUACCACAUUGGUCACUUCUCCAUUGUUGGCCUGGGCUUUGAGGAAUAUGUUCAAGCAUCUCACUUUGAAGGUCUGAUUACAACUAUAGUUGGAUAUGUUCUGCUGGCAGUGACUCUAAUAGUUUGUCAUGGUUUGGCAGCGCUUGUUAAGUUCCAGCGAUCACGUCGUUUGUUAGGUGUUUGCUAUAUCGUCGUCAAGGUUUCCUUAUUAGUUGUUGUAGAAAUUGGUGUGUUUCCUCUCAUCUGUGGCUGGUGGUUGGAUAUAUGCUCUUUGGAAAUGUUUGAUGCCACUUUAAAAGAUAGAGAAUUAAGCUUUCAGUCUGCCCCAGGUACCACAAUGUUCCUGCACUGGUUAGUUGGGAUGGUUUACGUCUUUUAUUUUGCAUCCUUCAUUCUUUUACUGAGAGAGGUAUUGAGACCUGGUGUCCUAUGGUUUCUCAGGAAUUUGAAUGAUCCAGACUUUAAUCCUGUGCAGGAAAUGAUUCAUUUGCCCAUUUAUAGACAUCUCAGGAGGUUUAUAUUGUCAGUGAUUGUCUUUGGGUCAAUUGUACUGCUCAUGCUCUGGCUUCCUAUACGGAUCAUUAAGUAUCUACUGCCUAACUUUCUUCCAUAUAAUGUUAUGCUCUACAGUGAUGCUGCAGUAAGUGAGCUUUCCCUAGAGCUCCUCUUGCUGCAGGUGGUGCUUCCAGCUUUGCUAGAACAAGGGCAUACAAGACAGUGGUUGAAAGGUCUCGUACGAGCAUGGACUGUUACUGCUGGAUACUUGCUAGACCUCCAUUCUUACCUACUUGGUGACCAGGAAGAGAAUGAGAACAAUGCAAACCAGCAGCCUAACAAUCAUCAUGCUCGCAAUAACAACGCCAUUCCAGUUGUGGGAGAAGGUCUUCAUGCAGCCCAUCAAGCCAUACUUCAACAAGGAGGACCUGUGGGUUUCCAGCCUUACAGGAGGCCUUUAAAAUUCCCACUCAGGAUAUUUCUUUUGAUUGUUUUCAUGUGCAUAACAUUACUGAUUGCCAGUCUUAUCUGCCUUACCUUACCAGUGUUUGCUGGCCGAUGGCUAAUGUCAUUUUGGACGGGGACUGCCAAAAUUCAUGAACUGUAUACAGCUGCUUGUGGUCUUUAUGUCUGUUGGCUGACUAUCCGAGCGGUGACUGUGCUGGUAGCCUGGAUGCCACAGGGUCGUAGAGUGAUUUUUCAGAAGGUCAAAGAAUGGUCUCUCAUGAUAAUGAAGACAUUGAUAGUGGCAAUACUGCUAGCUGGUGUGGUUCCACUUUUGCUUGGUCUUCUGUUUGAGCUGGUCAUUGUUGCGCCUUUGAGAGUCCCUUUGGAUCAAACACCUCUGUUCUGUCCUUGGCAGGACUGGGCUCUUGGAGUUCUGCAUGCCAAAAUAAUUGCUGCCAUAACUCUGAUGGGUCCUCAGUGGUGGCUGAAAACAGUCAUUGAACAGGUAUAUGCAAAUGGGAUUCGUAACAUUGAUUUACACUUCAUCAUCUGUAAACUGGCAGCACCGGUGAUCUCUGUUUUGUUGCUUUCCCUGUGUGUACCGUACAUCAUAGCUUCUGGUGUUGUACCUUUACUAGGAGUUACUGCUGAAAUGCAAAACCUCGUUCAGCGUCGGAUUUAUCCUUUCCUGCUCAUGGUGGUGGUUUUGAUGGGAAUCCUCUCCUUCCAAGUCCGCCAGUUCAAGCGCCUUUAUGAACAUAUUAAGAAUGACAAGUACCUUGUUGGGCAACGACUCGUGAAUUAUGAACGAAAAUCUGGCAAACAAGGCACAUCAACAACUCCACCUCAGUCUUCACAGGAAUAAAUGGUCAUGUUAAAGCAUCUUGACCUUCCCUUUGCCUUUAUGUGUUCCUUGUUCAUAGACUUUUCUUCAGUUUUUGGAUAUCUCCCUCAAUAAUACUCUCAGCAGUGUUUUGGCUUCUGCUCGUAGCAUCCAGAUUGCAGUUAAGGCACUGUUCCUUAUCUGCGUUUUCUGGUGUUAUCAAUACUGUCUGAGGUCUGUAUAUGUGUAAAUAGAAGUAUCCUGACACCCUAAAACCUUGGAUUAAAAAAGAAUGUGCAUAGUACAUCUUUUAAAGAAGAAAAAAAGUAUAUUAAUUUAUUAAAUCUAGUUGUCACUUUAUUUUGGACUGUUGUUCUGUUGACAAACAAUGUGCCACAAAGCAAUAGUGCAAAGAGGCAAGAUGUUUUUAUAAAAUCUGGAGCUUACUUUACGGUGUUCAUAACAGUUCUUAUUGUAGUAAUAUGGUAUGAUUUUUCAUGAGUGGAAGAAGAGCCACACGGAGAAUAUGAGAAGUAAACAGCUGUCUUACAGUCAGCAGUGAAGUGGCUGUGGUGAAAACAUAAUGAACUGUGUAUCUUGCUGUCAAGUCUUUUUUUAUUAUUUUGUAUAACACCAAAGCUGUUGUACAUUUUUCUAUUGCCUGAUUGUUUUUUCAUGUGUCUGAGUUUGUAAUAUUGUACAGUUACUGUUAAAUCAAGAAAAUAUGUCAUUUUCUGAGAAUUUGGAUGUACUUGUUGAGGCUCAGCUGGGUUUUUCUGUUUGCUUUGGGGAUUUCUGGGGCUUUGGGAAUCAGAAUUUCCAGUACUGAAGCAGUAAGUAAAAAUUCACUAAAGGUAGGUGAUUCUAGGUGAUGCAUUUAAAGGUACCAAGAAAAAUAAGAUAAGUUUACCACUUAAUCAACAGAAGUAUUUUUCAAGACCCCAAGUGAAGGGUUUAACCUUAUCAAUGUGUUUGCACAGAAACAAAGAGCAUAGUGUAAGCAAUACUCUGAUCUGGUCUUUAAUUAAAGAGCUUGAAAUCUUUUUUUUUUCUUUCCU
Molecule: messenger RNA, 3854 nt
Organism: Lagopus muta (rock ptarmigan)
Lineage: Eukaryota; Metazoa; Chordata; Aves; Galliformes; Phasianidae
Gene: MARCHF6
Product: membrane associated ring-CH-type finger 6
Exons: 26
Coding region: 106-2838 (910 amino acids)
Cellular component (GO): endoplasmic reticulum membrane
Molecular function (GO): zinc ion binding
Source: RefSeq, a predicted model, not a curated record